GUUGGUAAGCUUAAAAGCUAGUCCCCCGAGCUUACAAAAAAAAAAAACACUUGGCAGAAUUUCAGAUAAUAAACAAAAUCGAAAACAGUAAAGUUUUUAAACAAAAACCAUGGAAUACGAGAGCGUGCUGAUUGUCAAACCGGAGGUUUUUAUAUAUAAAAUACCACCGCGGGCGAGCAAUCGAGGCUAUAGGGCCGCCGACUGGAACCUAAAGGAACCCACCUGGACAGGGAGGAUGCGACUUGUGGCGAAGGGCACUGCCUGCAUCUUGAAGCUGGAGGAUAAGACCAGCGGCGCCCUAUUCGCCAAUUGCCCCAUCGAUACAUAUCCCGGCGUGGCCAUCGAAGCAGUCUCCGACAGUUCCCGUUAUUUCGUCAUACGCGUCCAGGACGACAAUGGAAGGUCUGCCUUUUUGGGCCUGGGCUUUGGCGAUCGUUCGGACUCCUUUGAUCUGAAUGUGGCGCUGCAGGAUCACUUUAAGUGGGUGAAGAACCAAGAGCAGAUCGAAAAGGAGAAGACCGAGCCCAAGCAGGAGCUGGAUCUGGGCUUCAAGGAGGGGGAAACUAUCAAGAUUAAUAUGAGGAUAACGAAAAAGGACGGCUCCGACGGUCCGUCCCGGACUGGCAAGAACAAGGGCAACAGCGGCGUACUGCCACCGCCGCCCGGUGGCCUGGGCAAGAUAGCGCCACCACCAGCCGCAGCGGCUUCUCCAGGGGCGACGGUUCGGACAAGCCCUGGCGUCUCGCCAGCCCACAGACCAUCCGGCGGCGGCUCCGAGUGGACCGACUAUGCAUCAGCCGGGGGCAAUCAAGGACAACAGAACUCGGCAAAUGCCAACUGGGUGCAGUUCUAAUCCUCCUGCUGCCUACUGCUGCUGCUGUUGCGACCGACCUCCUUUCUUCUGUCAUAGGAUCUUCUUCAGCGCUUUAUAUUAUCGCCUACUAUCAUUUUUUGGGGACAUUCAUUACUUGGAUUAUUUUUUUUUUUUCGUUUUGGCAAUGGGGACGACGACGACGACCAAGAAGGGAAAUUGAACCGAGGCAUUCAGCGCAAGAGAAAAACGUUAAAGUUAGCCUUUUUUAUAUAUAUUAAUUAAUGGAAAUUGUGUAUUAGUUUCCCCUCUCUGCCUCUCCUCUCUCACACUGGAGGGGGCCUCUCUACCCGUCUCUCUCUGAAUGGUGUAGAUAGAUAGGGAGGGGAUUUUGGUAGCAAAACUAUUUAGCCUGGUUGUUAAUUGUGUAAAGGAAUUGUUUGAAGGAAGCAUGAUAAUUCGUAAUAAUUGUAAUGGAAGUGAAUAUUCGGAAAGUGUAAUUUGUUGGACGCAAAAGCGAAUUAAGUUAAAACUUUAAACCAAUUUUAUAGGCACGCAACAUGAAACAUGCAAAAAAAACAAAAAAACUAAAGUGGAAAGUGAUUCAAAUUGUUGAGUACUUACACCAGUCACAGUCACAGUCACGUGUGCAUGCAAGGACAUUCCGCAGAUGAGCAAGCAACUAAACAAAAGAAAGUAUCGUAUCGUUAUAGGACGGCAUUACAUACCAUACCAAUUUUAGUUUAUUGUUACACUAUCUAUCGCCCCCACGCAACAGUCUUGACCACCUUGUUCCUUCCCGUUCCACAAUCCAGCCCCGACAACACGAGGGUCUUAUAUUAUAUUAUAUUUUUGUUUAAAAAACGGCACACACGCAUAGCAAUUAAGUAAAUCAAAUGAAUUAUAUAUAUAUAUAUAUACUAUAUAUAUACACAUACAGUAUGAUGAAAGAUAUCCAUAUGUAUUUAAAUAAACCACGCAAUGUAUUUAGUACAUUACACAAAAGAAACCAACAAAAAACGAAUGAGUAUACAAACAUAUGUACAUGCAAUUACGAUCGAUAAAUAGUGAACGAGAUCUUGCUAAAUAUAAAUUCAAUAGUUAAACUGUU
This is a messenger RNA of Drosophila pseudoobscura, 1922 nucleotides long. RefSeq names its product NECAP-like protein CG9132. The record is from RefSeq and is a predicted model, not a curated record. The transcript is spliced from 4 exons. Gene Ontology annotation, cellular component: clathrin vesicle coat; membrane. The coding region runs from base 110 to 853 and encodes 247 amino acids. NCBI's taxonomy places the organism in Eukaryota, Metazoa, Arthropoda, Insecta, Diptera, Drosophilidae. Gene Ontology annotation, biological process: endocytosis.